Molecule: messenger RNA, 3084 nt
Organism: Salarias fasciatus (jewelled blenny)
Lineage: Eukaryota; Metazoa; Chordata; Actinopteri; Blenniiformes; Blenniidae
Gene: osmr
Product: oncostatin M receptor
Exons: 17
Coding region: 2-2647 (881 amino acids)
Molecular function (GO): protein binding
Source: RefSeq, a predicted model, not a curated record
GAUGUCUGCUUUUAGAUUAACUUUCAUUAAACUGACGUGGCUCUACCUGAUACUCCAUAUGGAUCCAAGUGAAUGCUGCAUUACCAAUGAUUCUCAACCCUUUAAACCAACCAUCAGUCUAAAGGCUGUCAGCAACAAGCAACGCCUGAUGGUCAGCUGGCUGCUGAACCACUGUGGAUCCCAGAGUGACGUGUUUGAGAUCCAGAUCAGUCGCACUGAAAAGCACAACAUUGUUCACAGUACAAAUGUAAGCAUGUCAUCCAGAGAGUCAGGAGAGUACACAUGGACCUGGACCUCUGAGCUGCCUCUGGAGUGUGUCGAUCACUCAGUCAGAAUAAGAAACAUCUGUAAUGUGUCUGCACACAGUCCGUGGAGUGACUGGAAAACCAGCUAUGGAGAGAUCGCCAACAACAAAGUCAAGAUAUUUCCUUAUCAUAAGGUACUGAGUGAGGGCAGCAGUGCUACGUUCUGCUGUGUUCCCCCCAAAGGAGAAGAAAUCACAGGCAUGGCUUUCAGAAACAAGCAGUACAGUCUCAUUAGUGUUGGAGACAAAGUCAAGGCCAUUGCUGUAAACACCGUGCCUGUCCCAGAAGGAUCCAUCAACAGGCUGUUACUCACUUGCAGCGUAACAAAUCAAAAGAACAAGCAUGUCUUCAACUAUGUCGGUUUUCCUCCUCAGAAGCCCCAAAAUAUCAGCUGUGAAACGACAGAUUUCAUCAAAGUCAACUGCACAUGGGGUUCAGUCACAAAAGAAGACGGACGUAAAAAACCAACGCACACCCUGCGCAUUCAGAACACAGAUCGCGCUCCAUUCCACUGCGACCCGUCACGCUGCGUGUUCCCAGUCGUGCCUCAGCUGCAGGUUUAUAACAUCAGUGUGGAGGUGAAAAACGAGCUGGGAGAGGAAAUGGAAAGCUACAGCUUCAACAUCUCCGAAAGAGUCCGUCCUGUCGUGGAGUGGGACAACAUUACCCAAGGGGCGACAGAUGCCAACAUAUCCUGGAGCAUUCAGGGGAACUUAACUCAAAAUAACUUCAUCUGCCAGGUUUCCACACCUCAGCAAAACAUAACAGAGAGCUGUGAACGUGUGAGAGGUUUCUGCAAAGCCAGGCUGAAACAUCUGCUUCCCAACACUACGUACGCUAUCAAGAUAUGCUGCUCUGUCUCCGGCAGCCUCUGGGGACACUGGACAGAACCCAGACAAUUCACCACUGAUCCACUGGUGAUCCUGGACGUGUGGAGGAGAAUCCAGCUGUCUGACCCAAACAGCCGUCGGGUCACUGUCUUGUGGAAACAGCAUAUUGCUGGCGCAGCGAUCCAGAGGUACAGGGUUCGGUGGUCACAGGAAGACCAAAUGUGGAAGACUCUGACAGUGGACGGAGAGCAGACGCAGGCUGAGAUCUCUGUUGGUUUAGGAAAGAGUGAGAUCAGUGUUGAGGCUGUUCUUCACACCGCCUCCUCCAUUCCUGCCCACAUCAUUGUCCCGCCAAAAGACCCUGCAGAAACCCCCCCUGUUCAGAAGCGGCUGAGUGGCGGCACGGCUGGCGCCUUCUGUCUGUCCUGGAGUGAGAAAACCUCAGUCAGCUGUGGUUAUACUGUGGAGUGGUGCAUUCUGGGAGGCGCGAAUCCCUGUACUCUGGGCUGGAUGAAGGUACCCAAAGAGAACAACACACUCUUCCUGCCUGCCGAAAAUUUUGAAGCAGGUCGCAGGUACACAUUUAAUGUCUAUGGUUGCAACAACAAUGGAGAUAAACUACUGGAGACGCAGACUGGAUACUCGCAGGAACUCAUACCUGAACAGAUCCCGCGUCUGGUUCAGCCUGUUCAGAAGACUUACUCAUCUGUCACUCUGGAGUGGCUUUUCGAUGAAGACGACCCGGCUGAGCGAGCGUUCAUCACUGGAUAUCUGGUGACCUGGAUAUCUGUGCAGGAUGCAGGACUAGAUGUGCUGACGGGUCAAGCUGCCAAUCGGUUCAAUGUAUCAGACCCCCGGAAUAAGUCUGUGACCAUUCAGGGUCUGCAGCAGGACCAGGAAUACUCUUUCUCCGUGAGCGCGCUCAGUAAAGUCGGGAGUGGAGUCGCAACCAACUUUAGGACCAGGACACCAAUCAACUACCAUCCUUCCUUGGUCAAGGCUCUGACUGCCAUCUUCAUUCUGCUGGGCUGCAUCCUUCUCCUGUGGUCCAGAUGGAAAAUACUGAAAGAGCUGUUUGCCUAUCCCCCUGGAAUGAAUAUCAAAACACCCGAGUUCGACAGUUUCCUGCUCGAGACUGAGCAGAGACUGCGCUCCCAGGCGGUGGAGGACUGCGUCAGCUGUGACAUUGAGAUUGUGACCAGCUCCAGCCCUGGACUCAUAAAGAGGCUCUGCUCUGACGGUUCCCCGUCUCGUCUCACAUCCUUGUCACCGCCGCUCGUGCUGGUCCAGGAAGGCUACAGUCCGCAGUCAGACAGUCGGCUCUGGGACAGACCUGCCUUCACCCAGAUGUUAUCUAUCACUAACAAGAGCUACCUAACAACCCAGGAGGAGAACUGCUCAGAGCCACAACAAGACAUAUUCAAAGAAAUCAAAUCCAGCUUCCAAACCUCUGAUUGUUUGCCUGAGUCGCCUGACUGCAUCUAUGGCUAUAUCUCCUACGACACACUGUGAGUGUACAAUGUGUUGAAGUAAAGGUCUGUAAAUACCACCAAAUGUGCUGCUGAGGCCCAGAUUAGGGCUCUCACUUUUACCCAUUAAUUAGAUCAAUUACAGCACACUUCAGUGGCAUUUCAAUGUAAAUUGUAUUGCGAGUUGCCUCAUUUAGAGGCAUGUUAUACUUGUGUUGAUCAUAAAUUGCUGUAUUGAGUUAGCUUUAGUGUUCAUUUUGAGUUUACAGUUUGCCUAAGUGCCUAUUUGGGCCUCAGCCUUAUUUUAUCUCAGAAUGUUUUUAUCUACAUUUGUACUGCGUUUUGAAUAAUACACCGGGCCGGAUUGGUUUGCUGGGAUGUGUUUGACUUUUUUCUGCUUUUAAAUCUCAUUAAUGAAACAUACUGGAAGUGUAAUUUGAGUUGCCUUGAUUGGGCUUAGAAUGUAUUUUGGACAAGAAG